UGAGAGUUCUUCUAGUGUGGAUUGAGAUAGUGAGAAAGAGCGUCCAAUAUGUGGAGCCAGUAGUGUAUUCAACUAGGAAGUAUUGAAAGAUGCUACUCAAGAUGUGCCAGGUUGAUCUGAAAAGACUGCUGGUACUGUCACUGUGUGUCGUAGCCGUUGUACGAUCGCAACUGGAUCAAUCCGAGGAGGAGGAAGAGGAAUAUGAGGAAGGUCCGUGUGGCCGCUGGAGACCGGGCGAUGUCGAUCUCCGGUCGUUCGAUUUGAUCCGCGAGUUUCGGUUGGAUCAGAUCGAAGAGCGGAGCAAGUACAUUCACCGACGCCAGGGCACCAACGAGUACCAGACGGCCUAUCGGUUCGAGAAGGAGGCGAACCUUACGAUGCGCUCGAUCGAGGCGUUCCCGCUCGGUUUGCCGCAGCAGUUCUCCUUCGAGUGUACGUACCGCAUCGAGGACGAGGGUGACUCAUCGUGGCACCUGUUCGAGGUGACGAACGAGGUGCAGGAGAGCCAGCUGGCCAUCACUCUCAAUCCGGGGCGCCAGGUCCUGCAAAUCGGACUUCCGGCCACGGAAGGUGAACAGCAGAUCGUCGAGUAUCAUCAUACGUCGCUGUUUGAUCAUCGUUGGCAUAAAAUCAUGCUCGGCGUAACCAACGAUUACCUGAACCUGUGGGUUGACUGUCGCCCCGUGCGUGACAUCGAUGGCAAUCUGAAUGUACCGCUGCAACCGAGGGAUCGAUUCGACAUUGCCGAUGGUUACGUGUCCAUCUCGCGGUUCGCGCAAACCUCCGUUUUCGACCCAGAAUCGCCCGUCAUCGAUCUGCAGUGGAUGGUGAUGAACUGUGAUCCGACGCGACCGGCCCGUGGAAACUGUGAUGAGCUUCCUGUGUACGAUGUGGCAUCACUGACGGCAAAUCUUCCGGUCGGACCAACACCACCACCGCCGAACUGCAACGCCGUCUGUCCGCCGGGUUACAACGGAACGGAUGGACGACCAGGCACUCCCGGAUUGCCAGGGUUACCGGGCAUUAAGGGAGAGGCUGGACGACGGGGACCUCCGGGACCGCAAGGAUUGGAAGGGCCAGCCGGCAUAUCGGUGCCAGGACCGAAAGGAGAGAAGGGCAGCGUUGGCGUCGGAUUUCCGGGCUUACCAGGGCCGAAGGGAGAACCCGGUGUUGCUGCUGCCGCUGGAGCUGCCGUUGCUGGACCACAAGGAGCGAGAGGUCGCGAUGGUCGCCCAGGGCCAAUCGGACCACCGGGUGUUGGAAUCCCCGGUGAAAAAGGUGAACGUGGCGAACCGGGACGCGAUGGACAAUCGGUGCCAGGCCCUAGGGGUCUCAUUGGACCUCCGGGAGUCCGUGGACCACCCGGAAACGAUGGUUUUCCUGGGCUGGAUGGAGCGAAGGGUGAUCGUGGAGAAGUGGGGCCAAGGGGAGAACCCGGAAACGGUCUUCCCGGUAUGCCAGGACUAAAGGGGGCCAAGGGAGAACCAGGAACGGUGACAUCAGCUGGUGCAGGAGCUGUAGGUCCACCAGGACGCGACGGACUAGAUGGCGCCAAGGGAGAGAAAGGAGAAUCGGGAUUACGCGGUCUGCCGGGUGUACAAGGAUUGCCAGGCCUGCCUGGUGCACCGGGUCUCCCGGGCCCGCCAGGACCCCCUGGAGAGGCAGGUGGUGGUGGAGGCAACGCAGACAGUGGUGCCGGUACUGGUGGCCGGUACCACGAGAACCUCAUGUCAUACAGUCACCAAGGGCCGGUCGGUUAUGCUGGCAUUCCUGGCGAACGUGGUGCUGGUGGAUUACGGGGACCGCAAGGAGCUCCCGGAAUGCCAGGUCUUCCGGGCCUCGAUGGAGCACCGGGUCCUCAAGGGGUGGCAGGCCAACCGGGACAGGUGGGAGCGACCGGAUUGCCAGGAAUUCCGGGGCGCAGCUAUACCGAGUCCGAGGUGCAAGACAUCUGCCGUGCGGUGCUCCGCGAACAGUUGGCUGAGCUGACCGAGGGUUUAAUCGGACCACCGGGACCACCAGGGGAAUCGAAACCGGGCAAACCUGGCCUUCCUGGCCGGCCUGGCGAAAAGGGUGAGCGUGGAUAUCCUGGUUUCACCGGCGAUCGUGGCAUACCGGGAGAAGCUGGUCGUCCGGGAGUUGCGGGUCCUGCAGGCGAAAGAGGGGAACCGGGCUUACCGGGAGAAAGAGGACGGGAUGGCGUCGGAAUUGUGGGUCCCGUUGGUCCAGUUGGACUGCCAGGGCUACCGGGUGAGUCGAUAGUUGGACCACCAGGACGUGCCGGAGUACGUGGUGAGCCGGGUAAACCAGGACACCCCGGCGUUCGUGGUGCACCAGGUGUUCCGGGCGUUUGCCCGAACGAUUGCUACAUGGCGGCCGCAGCCGCUGCCCAGAGCUUCCGUGCCAACAAUCAGCAAACCAAAGGACCCAACUACUAGCCGAGCGGUCGUUCGGCGUUCUGCUUCUGUGUAGAGGGGCCACGAGAAGCCCAUCGACGAGAUUCAAUAAAAUUCCCUUUUUUGCACUUC
Molecule: messenger RNA, 2528 nt
Organism: Anopheles aquasalis
Lineage: Eukaryota; Metazoa; Arthropoda; Insecta; Diptera; Culicidae
Product: collagen alpha-2(I) chain-like
Cellular component (GO): extracellular matrix
Source: RefSeq, a predicted model, not a curated record